Messenger RNA from Colossoma macropomum (tambaqui), 908 nucleotides. It is a transcript of the gene ly86, whose product is annotated as lymphocyte antigen 86. The record is from RefSeq and is a predicted model, not a curated record. Lineage: Eukaryota; Metazoa; Chordata; Actinopteri; Characiformes; Serrasalmidae. Bases 152 to 634 code for a protein of 160 amino acids. Gene Ontology annotation, biological process: innate immune response; positive regulation of lipopolysaccharide-mediated signaling pathway. The transcript is spliced from 5 exons.
UUCUCAUGCUUGACAUUAUCAUAGAGGCUGAACCAAAUGGGAAGUUUUGCAUUGUUCAACUUCUACCAUUUUCUGUUCCAAUUAAGAGAAGUCUGGACGAAUCUGGGUUGGAACUGCUCUACAGAGAGUGUAAAGGAGCCAGUUUGUUACUAUGAAGGUACACGGUGUUGCUGUAAUCCUGGGCAUGGUGAUUCUACAUGUGGUGGACACCCAGGAUGGCCACUGGCCUGUCCACACUGUGUGCAACUCAAACAAGAUCAGCGUCAAAUACAGGAGCUGUGAUCCUCUACAGGACAUAGGCUUCACCCUUCAGAGCUCUUGUUCUCAGAUUUGGACAAAGCCAAUUGCAAUUAAAGUGACUCUCCCUCUGAGGAAAUCCAUUGAUGAGUGUUACGUUUCUAUGGAUCUAACUUUUCUCGGAGACCUCAUCCUCCAUCAUGAUGAGCCGCUCUGCCUGCCCGACUUUCCUCGCUUCACCUUCUGCGGCAGCAAGAAAGGAGAAAUGAUUAGUGUGGAGACGUCUCUGAAUACACUGAAGCUCCACCUGAAGGGUCUUUACAAUCUGAUGGUAUAUGGAAUAAACCAAGAUGGCUUCCAAAUUGUUUGUGUGAAUGCCACUCUUGAGUUUCACUGAUCGGAAUAUCUGGAGAAAAACAGAGAACGCUUCAAAACCACACAGAAUAAUGCCAGUAAAGGAACUGAUCUGGAUUGGACGUGUAAAGGAUGCUAUGCUAAGGAAACUCUUACUAUUUAUGACUUUGCUAUCAGUGUAACAAUGUGAUUUUAAACGUUUUUUAAUGUGUUGUGAUUCAGAAUUCUGAUAAUGCUGUCUAAAUGAUGCUUCUUAAAUUAGGAACACACAGUCAUAAUCAAAUGUUCAUGUUACAUGUGUUGUUGAUUUUCUAAGU